GUCACUAUCCGAAGCGCCACCUAUCUUUUCAAGUUGACGCGAUGUUGAAAACUUGAAGUUUGACACUUGCUAUAUGUUCAUUCUUGUCAAUUUUAUAAACAACAACACAGCAUAUUUCAAACAGAAACAAACAAAUGAUUUAUCGAUCAUGAUGAAUUCUCAUGAUACAUUUUGUUGGAAAUGUGCAAAGAAAAACAGCACACAAAAUUGCGCGAUUUGCAAAAAGUCUUUUCACAAAAAGUAUUCAAACUUUGCAAAUGAUUUAUGUGACGAGUGUAGCCGGAACGAAAACCCGUAUAGUCAGGAACAUCCUGAACUCAUCCCAUCAGUAAUACAUUUCCUGCUCAGUCAUGAAGAGAUCGCACCAUUGAAGAACAUCGUCUUCAAAAAUAGCAACGAUACCGUGAAAUACAUCGGUUUGAAUGAAAUCGAAAAGAAAAACUACGAUAGUUUUCUGCAGCUCAAAAAUGACGUCGAAUGGUUCGCGCACCAUUUGAAGACAAAACAUUUUACGCCUAAGAUGAAUAAAGGUGAAUCUGCACGAGCUGCCGACAUGAUCGUAGGAUACUUGAAUCAAGAGAUCAGUAACUUAUUGAUGUGCCCAGAAUGCUACGAAAAUUGUUAUCGAAAUCCGGAUGACUCCAUAACAAUACCGUGCACAAAAUAUCGACAUCUUGUGAUUUGGGCCGAUAUUAAAGAAUACGGAUGCUGGCCAGCGAAAGUGAUGUCGAUCAACAAACCGAACAUGGUUGAUGUUCGUUUCUUUGGAGACGGAACAAGAGCCUGUCUCCCCUCACGUAAUUGUCAUUUGUUUUCAAAGGAAAUUCCUUCAAACAAAAAUCGGCCCAUUGGAAAAGAUUCGAUAGCUCUUUUUUCACUUGCUCUAAAGGUAAACCUAUGUGGUUCCGUAUGAAUUUUCACUUUUUAAUGCGUUUUUUGGAUCCUUCAGGAAGUUGAAACGUUUAUCGAAAACAUGAAGGGAACCUUUGGAAAUUUCAAAUAUGCACCGGCACGCACAGUCAUCAAGCCUGAAAAUUACACAGAUCAAUGGAAAUAUCAGAUCGCAGCAGACACGUCGAAUCAAAUCGAAAAUUCAGAUGUUGAUUGUGAAUCGGUGGAAACGGUCCCAUUGAACCAAAUAGUUGAUAAUGAAGUGGAAGUAUCGAUCAAAGCAAAUGAAGCAUCUAAAGUAGCAGACCAAUUGGCCAAAUUGAAUGAUAC
Molecule: messenger RNA, 1221 nt
Organism: Sitodiplosis mosellana (orange wheat blossom midge)
Lineage: Eukaryota; Metazoa; Arthropoda; Insecta; Diptera; Cecidomyiidae
Product: MYND-type zinc finger-containing chromatin reader ZMYND8-like
Exons: 3
Coding region: 74-913 (279 amino acids)
Source: RefSeq, a predicted model, not a curated record